UUGACCUGACCAACACUGCGCGCGCGCUGACAGUUGGCAUCUUAUCGAGCACUGGAACCGGAACUGCCUCUUUUUCUGCCAGCUUGCAGCGCCUUUGGACGUGUUUCCUCCGCGCUCCGUAGCAAAUAAUAUAAACUCAAGAUGUCCGAGACCCUGCAAUUGCGCGGUACCCUCAUUGGCCACAAUGGAUGGGUCACCCAGAUCGCCACCAACCCCAAGGAUCCCGACACCAUCAUCUCGGCCUCCCGUGACAAGACCCUGAUCGUGUGGAAGCUGACCCGCGACGAGCACACCAACUACGGCUACCCCCAGAAGCGUCUCUACGGACACUCGCACUUCAUCAGCGACGUGGUGCUGUCCUCCGAUGGCAACUACGCCCUGUCCGGAUCCUGGGAUCAGACCCUUCGCCUGUGGGAUUUGGCCGCCGGCAAGACCACCCGUCGCUUCGAGGGACACACCAAGGACGUUUUGUCGGUUGCCUUCUCGGCCGAUAACCGUCAGAUCGUGUCCGGCUCCCGGGACAAGACCAUCAAGCUGUGGAACACCCUGGCUGAGUGCAAGUUCACCAUCCAGGAGGAUGGCCACACCGACUGGGUGUCGUGCGUGCGCUUCUCGCCCAACCACUCCAACCCAAUCAUCGUGUCCUGCGGCUGGGAUCGCACCGUCAAGGUCUGGAACUUGGCUAACUGCAAGUUGAAGAACAACCAUCACGGCCACAACGGCUACCUGAACACCGUGACCGUCUCUCCCGACGGCUCCCUGUGCACCUCCGGUGGCAAGGACUCCAAGGCCCUACUGUGGGACCUCAAUGACGGCAAGAACCUGUACACCCUGGAGCACAACGACAUCAUCAACGCCCUGUGCUUCUCGCCCAACCGCUACUGGCUGUGCGUGGCCUACGGACCCUCGAUCAAGAUCUGGGAUCUGGCUUGCAAGAAGACCGUCGAGGAGCUGCGCCCCGAGGUCGUCACUCCCACGGUACCGGCUGAACAGCCCCAGUGCCUGUCCCUGGCCUGGUCCACCGACGGCCAGACUCUGUUCGCCGGCUACUCCGACAACACCAUCCGCGUCUGGCAGGUGUCUGUUUCGGCUCACUAAGCUACUGACUUUUGUAACGGGCGCCAAAUUAUUUGUUUAGCUGAAACAAAAAUAAAAUUUAAGCGUCCUUAACUCAAAUUUGUGUAUCUUGUAGUGGCUGAAUUAGUUUUAGCAUUGGGUUCUAGAGAUUCCUCCGAAUAGAUUGGGAUAGUACAAACAGUGGGACAUUUUAGUUUAGGCAGAAA
Messenger RNA from Drosophila erecta, 1283 nucleotides. RefSeq names its product guanine nucleotide-binding protein subunit beta-like protein (gene Rack1). Gene Ontology annotation, molecular function: ribosome binding; protein kinase C binding; translation regulator activity. Gene Ontology annotation, biological process: positive regulation of protein phosphorylation; rescue of stalled cytosolic ribosome. Gene Ontology annotation, cellular component: nucleus; cytosol. NCBI's taxonomy places the organism in Eukaryota, Metazoa, Arthropoda, Insecta, Diptera, Drosophilidae. The record is from RefSeq and is a predicted model, not a curated record. The transcript has 3 exons. Bases 142 to 1098 code for a protein of 318 amino acids.